This is a messenger RNA of Penicillium diatomitis, 1026 nucleotides long. RefSeq names its product glycosyltransferase family protein. The transcript is spliced from 2 exons. Gene Ontology annotation, molecular function: 3-beta-hydroxysteroid 3-dehydrogenase (NADP+) activity. The record is from RefSeq and is a predicted model, not a curated record. Gene Ontology annotation, cellular component: mitochondrial outer membrane; endoplasmic reticulum membrane; lipid droplet. The coding region runs from base 1 to 1026 and encodes 341 amino acids. Lineage: Eukaryota; Fungi; Ascomycota; Eurotiomycetes; Eurotiales; Aspergillaceae.
AUGGGCCGAUCAUUAAAAGGCACCGUUAUCAUCACCGGCGGCAAUGGCUCCCUCGGCUCCGAAAUCGCCAUCGCCAUCGCCAAAACCCAACCCUUCACACAUCUCCUCCUCACAGCCCGGGAUCCCAGUCAACCCGAUGCGCGGGACUUGACGGAGCGCAUCCGUCUCAUCGGGCCGCGAUCCAUCGAGAUUCUCCGGCUCGACCUGGCAGACCUGCAAUCAGUCCACACCUUCGCCCUCCAGACCAUCGAGCGCGUUCGAACAAAAGAAAUCCCCCCCAUUCACACUCUGAUCCAUUCCGCAGCGACGGCCUCGUAUACGGUCGAUGAGCCUACCGUGGAUGGGUACGACCCGGUGUAUCAGACAAAUUGCAUGGCGCCGUUCCUUCUCACCGUGAGCUUGUUGGAGGCCUUCCGCGCGGGCGGCGGAACUGCUGCCGAUGGCGGUGCCAAGGUGAUCUACGUUGGCUGUGCAGAGGCGUCGAAUGGGCGCUUGGACUACUUUGAUCACGACCGAGAGGAAUCAUCCCGGUCGGUUGGGACGGUCUUGUCCAAGAAGGAGGCGAGUCUUCGCUUCGGGAGCAGCAAGUUACUUGCGAGCGUGGCGCUGUACGCUUUGCGACGCAGCUUGGCCAGUACAACAAAUAUCUCAUUAGACGUCUUCACCAUGGAUCCCGGGGUCAUGGUAGGAGACAGUCAUCUCCGAACGGGGACCCCCCUGUCCGUCAAGGUGGCACAGCAAACCCGGUCGGGACUCGGCCCAAUCUUACGGAUGAUGUCUCGCAGCGCCGUGAACAAGGCCAGUGUUCCCGCCAAGGCGAUCGCCAAAGUCGCCUUUCGUCAAGCCUCGGUGGAACAAGCAGAGCGGUAUUUCAUUCUGGACGAUGAAUACGAGGCCGCCUCUGUGCUGAGGACGCUGCACGAAGGGGCGGCGAUGGAGCGACUGCUGCUGCGCAUGAUGCAGCAGACUGACGGGAGUGCGAAGAAUUCACCGGCUUCGAUGAGCCCUACCCCGAUGGUAUUUUGA